Betta splendens (Siamese fighting fish) is the source of this 5521-nucleotide messenger RNA. It is a transcript of the gene impg2a, whose product is annotated as interphotoreceptor matrix proteoglycan 2a. Gene Ontology annotation, biological process: visual perception. Gene Ontology annotation, molecular function: hyaluronic acid binding; heparin binding. The record is from RefSeq and is a predicted model, not a curated record. NCBI's taxonomy places the organism in Eukaryota, Metazoa, Chordata, Actinopteri, Anabantiformes, Osphronemidae.
AAAAUCCCCCUAUCUCCGUCAGCCAUCUGCCCUCGUACCUGAGCCAGGAUCUGUCCUCUCCGUGGGACACGCCUCUCCUGCAGGCAGAGUGUGCCGCUCGCAUGCGAUGGUGUUGUCAGGAGUUUUCUGGACUUGGUUCUGUUACUUCUUUAUGUUUUUCUUUUUUUGCCCUUGUCGAAUUCUGAGCUAUGCAAACUUGUGAGAAGUUGUUCACGCUGUUGUUGCUUGACCUGAGAAGUACAUGUUUGCUUGAUCCUUUUCCACGGAUUUAAACUCAACCAGGGAUUUAACAUGAGCGUUGCGUCCUGGAAGUGUGUUUUCUAUUCUCUUCUACUUAGUUUUGUUAUCAUAUUUGUGGACAUAAAGACAGGUGCAACGCUGGAAGGUUCCUCUAUGGGAGACCUGAGGCUGCCUUACAGUCAGGAACCUGUGGCGUUUCCACACAUCGUUCGAGUUUCUGAAGUCAGAAGAUCCCAUGAAGGCCACGCCGCUCUAUCACGACGGAAACGAAACAUCCUCCUCCCCAGUGGGGUCAAACUGUGUGCUCAGGAAAGCGCUCAGCAGGUUGUCGCAAACCAUGUGAGCUACUUUCAUCUCAGAGUUUGCCAGGAGACCAUAUGGGAGGCGUUCAAGAUCUUCUGGGACCGACUUCCAGGACAGGACGAGUACCAGAACUGGAUGAGCCGGUGCCAGGAAGGCGCCAUAACGGCACAGGACAUCGGCAGCUACUUCAGCCGGUCGGAGGAGCACCAGGCUCUGGUUAAAAAGAGAAUGUCGCCGCCAGGCUCUAAAAGUGAGCCCACCAGGUCCUGGCAACAUAUGUGCAGCAUUCCGACACCAGACACCUCUGAAGCUGUGAAGGCUCCUGAUCUGGCAGCCAAAGAAGAGGAGGCGGAGAAGGCGGCCCCCAUUGUCCCGAAAGUGGAGGAGAGUGUGCUGGACAACGACAUCGCGGCGCCGCCUCCGACGCCUGCGGCGCUGGAGCAGGUGGUGGAGCUGAGCAUCCUCCUGGUGGGAGAGCUUUACAGCGACGACCUGGAGGACCCGGCCAGCGUCCACUACCAGGCGCUCAGCAGGCGGCUGGCUGAAAAGAUAGAGGAGGCUCUGGAGGGGCUUCUUGGAUUCAAGAGUGUGUCUGUGCUGGACUUCAGGCCCUCGAAAGACGCCCAGGGGCUGGACGGCGUGGUGGUGGACUGUGCCGUCACCGUGGUGGUGGACGCCUCCGGGGUGAGCACGGAGCAGCUGGACUACCUGAUCCUGCAGUCGCACCAGGUGGAGGUCCAGGUCACGGCGCUGCCGACGCCGGAGGCCCCGCGCGGCGCGUCUGAGAUCCCUGGAGCUGUCAGCGCUGCAGAUGGACCAACGCCUCCUGGAAGCCACGUGGCGACGAUGGCAGAGAAUGAGGUCAUCGUUCUGGAGGAGAGCACCGUUGCAGCUCCUGCUCCUGUCCUGAUCACCGACGCCCCUGAAGCUGGCACAGGCUUUGAAGAGGAGGGCCUGCUGCUGGAGGACACCGCGCAGACUCCUGCUGUAGAAAACGUCCUCCCCGAAGAACGUCCAGCAGAACCUCCCUCCCCUGAGCUGCCAGACGACCUCACGCUGCCUGAGCCGCCGGUGCAGGUCGAGGCCUCGGGCUCCGGCACGGACGACCUGGAGGACCCGCGUCAGCCGACCCCGGCCGCAGCAGAGGAGGACGUCCCUCCGGAGGAGAGUGGGCCGGUGGCAGAAGACGUCCACACCGACGCAGCGGCUGCAUCUGAGGCCGAAGCGAACGGCUUGCCUGCUCCAGUCCAGCCUCCAGAGGCCGUAGAUGCAGCGAGUGAAGCGUCAGAGCCAGACGUGGCAGGAAUAACUCUUACUGUUGAUGAGGAGACGGCUGGAGACUCAAACCUGUCAGAUGUUCCGCCUGCAGAUGAGGACGAAGCACAGAUAAACCUGAUUCUUCCAUCUGAAAAUGUUGAUGAAUCCCUAUUUGAAGAAGGUGUGCAGGAAACAGCAAAGCCUGAAGAGGCAGAAGCUCCUGGAGUUCCUGCUGUGGGGAACGAGGCCACGCAUCCGCCAGCGAUCUCAACAGAGGAUCUCACGGAGGACAAGAUCCUACUUGUGAACACGGAGGAACCCGAACCACCCGUGGCAGAUUCUGUGGGCCCGACCCAACCCAGCACCGGGUCUCCGGAGAAGCCUGUCACUCGCGUCUCUGAUGCUGGCCUCGUGUCCGAGGGCGGACUGGACGUCAUCAUGCCUUCGGUGGUGGAGAUCCAGACCACUAACGAAGGCCUGGACGACUCCAGCACUGCAGACCAGGGCUUCGAUGGGAUUCAGUACGGUUACGGCUUCAUUAACCACACAGAGGAGGGCAGCACCGGAUUCCCCGUUGGCGUGGCCCAUGGCACAGACCAGGCCAGCAUCGCCAUGCCCGUGAACCCUGGUCGAGCACUGAUGGUGUUCUUCAGCCUGAGGGUCACCAACAUGAUCUUCUCGGACGACCUGUUUAACAAGAGCUCUCCAGAGUACAAAGCUCUGGAGCAGCGCUUUCUGGAGCUGCUUGUGCCCUACCUGCAGUCCAACCUGAGCCACUUUGAGAACCUGGAGAUUCUGAACUUCAGGAACGGGAGCAUCGUGGUCAACAGCCGGAUGAAGUUUGGGAAGCCGGUGGCCCGCGGCGUUACCACCACAGUCUACCUGAUCCUGGAGGACUUCUGCAACACGGCUUACCAGACCAUGAACCUGGCCAUCGACAAGUACUCACUGGAUGUGGAGUCAGGCGACCAGGCCGACCCGUGUAAGUUCCAGGCCUGCAACGAGUACGCCGAGUGUAAAGUCAACAAGUGGACGGGGGAGGCUGAGUGCGUGUGCAACGCCGGCUACUUUAGCGUGGAUGGCCUGCCCUGCCAGAGCAUCUGCGAGCUGCAGACGGACUUCUGCCUGAACGACGGCAAAUGUGACAUCAUCCCCGGCCAGGGAGCCAUCUGCAGGUGUCGGGUCGGGGAGAACUGGUGGUACCGAGGGGAGCACUGCGAGGAGUACGUGUCCGAGCCGCUGGUGGUCGGCAUAGCCAUCACGUCGGUGGCGGGCUUCCUGUUGGUGGCCUCGGGGGUGAUCUUCUUCCUCGCUCGGACGCUACGGGACCAGUACGACAAGGAUGAGUCUGAGGACCCCAUACGGCGAGCAGAGAGCCUCCCAUCGCUGGAGAGAGCCACCAAAUACAACCCCAUGUACGAGAGCGAGGCCACCACAGGCUACAGCCACUACUACCGCCGCUACCCCGAGCCUCCCGUCUACAGCAGCGCCAGCGCCGAGGCCUCCACCGACUUCAGCAGCGAGGAGAUUCGGCACAUCUACGAGAACAGCGAACUGACCAAGGAGGAAAUCCAAGACCGGAUACGCAUCAUUGAACUCUACGCUAAGGACCGGCAGUUUGCAGACUUUGUGCGGCAGCAUCAGUCGGUCCUGGACACUCGCAGAGACAGUUCUUCUAUACAGACAUAAAAGCACAACAAGGUAUUUCCACUUCAUCUAACGUCCGUACUCCAGUCAUAGAACAAUAAAUCUAGUUCAAUAGAAACAGAGAACCUGCCAGGUGCUUUUGAUGAUGCGGUGGACAAGGAUCAGCACGACACGCCUGGAGCUGCACAGUGACAGGAGUGUGUUCUCACGCCUGUCCAUCAUUUAGCUGGUGUCGCACCUACACGCACGUCACUCCUUCGUUUGAGGUGAGAGGCGAAGGAGCGGAGGAACACGUCCAGUUGAUGUUUUACAGAGGCUCACGUGUGCGUCUCCAUUUGCCAACAGCACUUAGCAGGAAACCUCUGGAGACGGCAGGAAGUUACUGGUGAAGCCAAGAAAAGGUCCAGAGCAUAAAUCUCCUAAGAUGAUGAAUUGUUGUUUUCAUGUUUUAGUUUUUGUGUGGAUUGGUUUCUUUUGGACACGGGCUCAGUGUUUCCUGCUUUCUCCAUUCUGUAGCUACGAGCUCCAGUUUCUUAGUGGUAUUAACCUUUCAUCUAACUUCAUCUUUCCCAAAAUGCUUAACUCGUCCUUUAAAGCUUGGGUCGCUAAUAUAGAGAACAAGGUGUAAAUUCAGUCAAAUUUGAUCCAUUGUCUGUUUCACAGUUACAGAGGUGAAGGUUCCUCCUGUCUGCGGUUCCCUCCGUCUGGACCACACUGCCGUCGACUCUUCUUCCAUCUUCCUUUGUGCCUUUUCUUGACUGAGCCAGCCGGGACAUCAGGGGACGAGCUUGAUGCCCGCGUGCUGGACGUCUCCCUUUGGGAAAACCCUGGACCGCAUCCUGCUACUUGAAACGUUGCCAGACACACACUAAUAUAGCACAAUAAUCAGAUUUGCUUCAUCGCGUCACAUCUGUCCACUCUUAAAGGGGAGAAUUUGAAGCUGUAAAUGUGUAUAAUGUGACCGUUAGCAAGUAGAAAGUCUGCUCUGCUGUUGUGUAGUCAUGGUGCUAUCAUUAAAAUAGACCUGCAAAGUGAUGAUCUUUUACAGUUUUAAACCACUUUUGGCAAAAAGUAAUCUUGGUACAUUUUAUAUAUUUUGGUCCAUAGAUUAUUUCCCUGCUGGUGGAGAAUUAGAUGAGACGGUCGAACUCCUAUGCCAGAGAGUGAUAUUAUAGCUGGAGCCAGCAGCCAUUAGUCCAGAGACUAACCAUCUAUUGUUCAUCUCCACCAGUAAGCAGCUAAAUCCAUCACUGUCAUCAGGGUUCUCCAGCUACUUUUCUUACGGGGAUCUCUCAGCCUCCGUCCAUCAACCCGACGACUUUGGCUGUGUUUGUGAAUGUAUGGCGAGGCCUGAGCGGCGACGGGGGAAAGGCGGUGAGCGCGAACCCUCAGAACCGAGUGAAAACACGUUUUCACUGGAAAAACGCUGGGAGGCGGGCGGCCCAGGGACCCGGUCCAAACGUCGGCUUCCAGUUGUCACAUGUAAUGCGAGUGAGAGGAAAAGCAACAACAUGUGCUCCUCGGGAGGACGACCAGGCCGCGUCUCCUGCGAUGGAGUCAAGGCCACUGGCAGAUCCCCGCUGGCUGCGGCCCUGAUCCUCCACCUGAAAGUUUCCUACGACGACUUGAUGCUUUCGUACGUUUCUCCAAGGACUUGUUGUGCUUCUCGCUCCCCGGGCGGAGCUGCAGCUGAGUGUAACGUGUAGACUGUGUGACCCCCCCCCUCAUCCGUUAGCUGUAGACCGCUAAACCGGCUCCUGUCAGCGUCGUGCAUCAUGCCUUUCACAGUUUUCAUCUUCUAUUUUUUACAUGCGUGCUUUUUACGUGUCUGGAUGCAGUUUCGUGUCCUCGUCCUCCAUCCGCCAGCUGGACAAGCAGCUCCUGUCAUGUUAGCGUAGCGUAGCGCUAAUAGCGCUUGUGUGUUAGCGUUGAAUCGCGCGUGAUUCAAGCGGUCCAACAUGUGAGGAUGUUGUUUUUUACUGAUAAUUGUUUCAGCAUUGUGAACAGUGCUAUCACAUUGUGCAGCUGUGUAACUACUGUAAAGAAAUAAAAGGUGUGGAAAGAAUAAAAUGUU